Platichthys flesus (European flounder) is the source of this 1569-nucleotide messenger RNA. RefSeq names its product integrin, beta-like 1 (gene itgbl1). Gene Ontology annotation, biological process: integrin-mediated signaling pathway; cell migration; cell adhesion mediated by integrin. Gene Ontology annotation, molecular function: integrin binding. The transcript has 11 exons. Gene Ontology annotation, cellular component: integrin complex; cell surface; focal adhesion. Lineage: Eukaryota; Metazoa; Chordata; Actinopteri; Pleuronectiformes; Pleuronectidae. The record is from RefSeq and is a predicted model, not a curated record. Bases 89 to 1549 code for a protein of 486 amino acids.
UCUCUCUUCCUGUCCUGUCUGUUUAAGGAGAGAGAGCCUGGGAAAUUCCUUCAAGCUACUUUACUUCAGGUUUCUGUGGGAUUUAAACAUGCACACUGAGGUUUUGGUGCAGUCCAUGUUGGUGUCGGUGUUACUGAUUCUGCUCUCUGCCGUGGAGGACACUUUGUUGCAAUCAGUGAGCCAGGCGGGUGGCGUGUGUCGGCUGUCCACCGACUCCUCCCUGCGCCGCUGCCGCACACCGGACGGCAAGAUAUGCAGUGGGAGGGGCAAGUGUGACUGCGGAGUCUGCGUCUGCACGGCCACCGAGCCAGGGAAGUUCUACGGGCCCCGAUGCGAGUGCCACGACUGGGUCUGCUCUUCACAUAAUGGGAAAACCUGCAAUGACCGCGGCUACUGUGACUGUGGGACGUGUGAGUGUGAUGACGGCUGGUUCGGAGACGCCUGCCAGUUCCAGGAAGAGUGCAACCUCCCCAGCAAGAAGAGCAAAGAGCUCUGCAAGAACCCACAGGGGGUGGUUUGCUCCAACAGAGGAACCUGUCACUGUGGAAGCUGCAUGUGCAACAACGAGGGGAACAUGGGCCUGGUGACCGGACGCUUCUGUGAGUGUGACGACAGCGAGUGUCUGGAUGAGGACACCGGAGAGGUGUGUGGAGGCCAUGGCCAGUGUUACUGUGGAAACUGUUACUGUGCCGCUGGUUGGCAUGGAGACAAAUGUGAAUUCCAGUGUGAUAUCAGCCCCUGGGAAAGCAAACGGCAGUGCACAUCUCCAGACGGCAAAAUCUGCAGCAACAGAGGGACCUGUGUGUGUGGCGAGUGUACCUGUCAUGACGUAGACCCCUCUGGCGACUGGGGAGAUAUUCAUGGAGACACCUGCGAGUGCGACGAGAGGAACUGUCAUGCAACUUAUGACAGAUACACGGACGACUUCUGCUCAGGUCAGGGCCAGUGUAAUUGUGGCAGGUGCGACUGCAAGGAGGGAUGGUCGGGCAGGAAGUGCGAGCAUCCUCUGUCCUGCUCCCUGUCUCUGGAGAGCAGUCUGAGGAAGUGUCGGGGAGCGUCCAAUCUGCCCUGCUUCGGACGAGGUCAGUGUCAGUGUGGACAGUGUACCUGUCAUCCACCUGGGGACAGUCGUGUUCAUGGCAAAAACUGUGAGUGUGACGACCGUCAGUGCGAGGACAUCAGUGGAGAGGUCUGUGGAGGUCACGGUUACUGUUCGUGUGGACGCUGCAUCUGCAAGGACGGCUGGUUCGGGAAGCUGUGCCUGUUCUCCAGGUCAUGUGACCUGAGCGACGACCAGAGCAAAGAGCUGUGUGAGACGUCAGACGGAGUCAUGUGCAGUGGAAAAGGUUCCUGUCACUGUGGCCAAUGCAUCUGCUCUCCCCAAGACUGGUGGGUGUCUGGAGAGUUCUGCGAGUGUGACGACCGAGAGUGUGACAAACACGACGGCCUCAUCUGCACAGGGAACGGCUUGUGCAACUGCGGCAACUGCGAGUGCUGGGACGGCUGGACAGGGAACGCUUGCGAAAUCUGGGUGGGAGCAGAGUACUGAGGAGAGCGGGGGGGGGGGGG